AUGGGAAAUUGCCACACCGUGGGACCGAACGAAGCCCUUGUAGUUUCAGGUGGCUGCUGUGGCUCAGAUGAAAAAACGUAUGUCGUGGGAGGCUGGGCUUGGGCGUGGUGGCUCAUCUCUGACAUACAAAGGAUAACGCUUGAGAUAAUGACCCUGCAGCCCAAGUGUGAGGAUGUAGAGACAGCGGAAGGUGUAGCUAUAACUGUCACAGGGGUGGCUCAGGUGAAGGUGAUGACGGAGCGGGAACUGUUGGGCUACGCCUGUGAACAGUUCCUUGGAAAGUCUGUGGUGGAGAUCAAGAGCGUCAUCCUGCAGACCCUGGAGGGUCACCUGCGCGCCAUCCUUGGCACCCUCACAGUCGAGCAGAUUUACCAAGACAGAGAUAAAUUUGCCUCUCUGGUGCGAGAGGUGGCUGCUCCAGAUGUUGGACGGAUGGGCAUCGAGAUCCUCAGCUUCACCAUCAAGGAUGUUUAUGACAAAGUGGAGUACCUGAGCUCUCUGGGUAAAACGCAGACAGCCGCCGUUCAGCGAGAUGCUGACAUCGGAGUGGCAGAGGCAGAGAGGGAUGCUGGGAUCAGGGAAGCCGAGUGCAAAAAGGAAAUGAUGGAUGUGAAGUUCGUUGCCGACACAAAGAUGGCAGACUCCAAAAGAGAGCUGGAAAUGCAGAAAGCCUCCUUCAAUCAAGAAGUGAACACAAAGAAAGCAGAGGCUCAGCUGGCCUAUGAGCUGCAGGCGGCGAAGGAGCAGCAGAAGAUCCGCCUGGAGGAGAUUGAAAUUGAGGUGGUGCAGAGGAAAAAACAGAUCACAAUUGAAGAGAAGGAGAUCGACCGCACAGAGAAAGAGCUCAUCGCCACGGUGAAAAGACCCGCUGAGGCCGAGGCCUACAAAAUGCAGCAGCUGGCUGAGGGCCAGAAGAUGAAGAAAGUGCUGACGGCUCAGGCAGAGGCGGAGAAGAUCCGCUGCAUCGGUGAGGCCGAGGCCACCUCCAUUGAAGCCGUGGGGAAGGCGGAGGCCGAGAAGAUGAGGCUGAAAGCUGAGGCUUACCAACAAUACGGGGAAGCUGCCAAGACGGCUCUGGUCCUUGAGGCCUUACCCAAGAUUGCUGGUAAGGUGGCCGCUCCCCUUUCCAAGACGAAUGAAAUCGUCAUCCUGAGUGGAGAUGGCAGCCGCGUCACUGGAGAGGUCAACCGCCUCCUGGCUGAGCUGCCCGUUUCUGUCAACGCCCUCACCGGGGUCGAUCUGAUGAAGAUCCCUCUGCUCCAGAAGAUCACCGGCCAACAAUGCCAAGAAGCCAUCUGAUGAAGAUCUGUUUGACAUUGUACUGUUUAUCUGCCUCAGUCAUGAAGAUAUGUUUUUUUUUUUUUUUUUUUUUUUAGUAAAAGACCCCUUAUGCAGCUGCAUUUGACAAGAAAAAUUUCACACUAAGUGAUUUUUUUUUUAAAUUGUUUUAGGAAGUUUUUAUUUUCUUCAGGGAAAAUAAAGGCCACUAGUGUUUAGUUUCUGUGUGGUGAAGUUUCUCCUAUUGUACUAUGAUAUUGUUGAGCUGUACAGGUCAUCCGAAGGCCAGUUUAACGGUUGUUAGGGAGAAAGAAUGCAGAAAUGUGGAAGACUCAUUAGACGGAGAAACUUUUGGCUUCCUCUCGGACUCUGGAGGAAGCCGUUUUGCGUUGGGUGUGCAGGAAGAAACUCCUUGCUGUUUGUUUCUGGAGGCUCAGCGAGGCCGGCUGAAGCUCCCCGGGCCUCUUUCCUCCUUGCUUUCAGACUGUAGGUGAAGUUCUGUGUCUCUAAAUCUUUAUAGACAUCCGUGUGAUUAAAAAAAGUUUUAUAGUUUAUCAAAGUAGAAAUAUUUGAAGCACUUCUUGUAAGAUAUUCUUACCUCACAGUAAACUGUCUUGUUACCCGUCUUCUCGUUCUGAAGUGCAGUGCCUAUUAACCACUCAAGUGCUCAAAGCUUUAUUUAGUUGGUUGGUUUCAAUUCCCUGCUUGCUCUCAGUAGAUCUGCUUAUACUAACAUUAGUGUUGACUCGGCUCUUUUGUGUUGAACAGCAUAACGCAAACACAAAGCCAUAUGCAGCCUUAACAGAGACCCUGAUGGCGCUUCAGCUCCACCUUGUUGGACUCUCGGGGUCUCACUUCAAACCUUGUUCUGCCCCUCGAUUGUCCUGGUUUUUUUUUUUGUUUCUUACACAUUGAAAUAGUGGAUGUUGGAUCUAUGUUAUGUUAUGUUGGGAGAAAAGCGUUUCCUGGGAUUUCAGAUGAUCGUUGGGAAAACAAGCAUGUUGCAAACAAAGCCUUUAAGGUUUCAUUUCUACACAGCACUUUUAGUAAAAUACGGAUAAACCACUAUUUUAGAAAAAUAAAGGCUAUUUUGUAGAAAUCAGAAGCAACAAAUGAAUUGACCUGGCAUACUUUGACCACUAGAGGGCAGAGUUUCUUCAGCAUUUUGAUGAGAUUAUAAAACAAAUGAAUCUCCCUCCUUUUUUCUCUCCUGACCAGCUGAUUGAAAACUGUUGACUUGCUUUUUACAUGUAGCUUUUUUUUUUUUUUUUAAUUAGCCAGGCCAUUUUUCUUAUCAUUUAAAAAAAGAAAAAAAACAAUCCGGACUUGUUUUUAGCCAGCCAACACGACCUUCCUUUAACUGUGAUGGGAUGUUUUUUUUUUUUUGUACAGUCGAUCAGGAACGUUCCAUUCAAACCAACAGAGAUCCUCCAUUAAUAGAUGUUACCACGUUGUUUGUCUUUAAGUGAUGGUUACACCAUAUCAGGACUGAACUCACAAGAUUAUCACAAUCAAGACUCUUCCUUUUAGUUUUUAGGGAAAAAGUGUUGCAUUUGAAUUGUUGCUGCUGAAAGCUCACACACAAACUACCUUCUCCGUUUCAACUAUUAGCAUUUGUUUUGGGAAAUAUGUACAGAAAACUUUUAUUUGUUGUUUAAGAAAUUUAAAAGUUGUGCAUUUUCACCGACCAAAGUGACAGUUGUACAUAAACGCGUUUUCCUGACUCCCUUUUUCAAGAAUGUGGUCCAUUCCAGCCAAACAGCGUUAUUUCAGUUCUGAAUGUUCAGUAAGAGUUCUCCUUAUGUUCUAUGUGCUUCAGGUCGUCCCGCCUUGCAAACACUUAUGGGAUUAUACAUUUUUAUAUACAAUUAUUUAAGGGGUUGUACGCUUCAAGAUAUCUCUGCAGCUUCUUACCUUCUUGUUUUUGUUUUUUUGCCGUCGCCUUUUUGCUCGAGAGAACCUUUGGAUAAUCAGAAUAGCGGCAACUUCUAUUCUUCUUGUAGCAUGUAAGAAAAAUGACCAAACAUAUUACACCUAUGCCUUAACUUUCAUAUGCAUCCUUCUGUUGUUGAAAUGUCUGUCUGACGUCUUGUUGGGACUUUGGUUUUUCUUCUCAUGUAACCCUCAAUUCUGGAGACAUGAACCAGCAUGUCUGUUUCAGCAUGUGGUCAUGGUGUUCUGUGUAUUCUGCACCACCCUCUAAUAAAUGACAUAUAUCACCAAC
Molecule: messenger RNA, 3502 nt
Organism: Oryzias latipes (Japanese medaka)
Lineage: Eukaryota; Metazoa; Chordata; Actinopteri; Beloniformes; Adrianichthyidae
Product: flotillin-2a
Biological process (GO): protein localization to plasma membrane; regulation of myoblast differentiation
Cellular component (GO): flotillin complex; cytoplasmic vesicle; plasma membrane
Molecular function (GO): protease binding
Source: RefSeq, a predicted model, not a curated record